Messenger RNA from Anthostomella pinea, 747 nucleotides. NCBI's taxonomy places the organism in Eukaryota, Fungi, Ascomycota, Sordariomycetes, Xylariales, Xylariaceae. The record is from the annotation of a GenBank genome assembly.
AUGGCACCAAUAAUCGACAUAAUCCGCCACGCCGAGUCCUGGGAGGACAAACACCCAGGCACUUGCAGCAUGCGCGGCCCCAGCCUAACCGACGCCGGCGAACAGCAGUGCUACAAGCUCCGCAGGUCCUACCCGCACGCCAACAAAGUGACCCACCUGAUAUCCUCCCCCAUGUGGCGCUGCGUCCGCACCGCCGUCAACGCCUUCGAAAAAGUGCUCAACAACGGCCACAAAGCCAUCCUGCUGGGCGAGCUGCAGGAGACGGGCUGGCACGACUGCGACACGGGCUCGCCCGUCAAGGCGCUGCAGAACGAGUUCACGUGCCGCGUUGACGUCUCGGGGCUCGACAAGCACUGGUGGUGGAAGGUCCAGGGCUCGCAGUGGGAGCCCGACGUCGCGCUCGUGGAGGAGCGCGCGCGGCAGGCGCGCUGGGAGAUCCGGAGGCUGGUGUGCAUGGCGGGCGAUGAUGCGCGGAUUGUGGUUAUUACGUAUGGUAGGUUUGUGCACUUCUUGACGCAGGACUUCUCGGGGUUGUUGCUGGACCGGUUUACGACCUACCCGAACCUUGGGAUGAGGAGCUUUGAGUGUGUUGAUUUGCAUGGGACUCAUGGGGAUGCUGAGCUCGUGGAGACGAAGGAGAGCAACGAAAGCUCGGAUCUGCCUCCGUGGGCUUCUUUAAGCGAGGAGGAGAAGCAGAGGCUCAGAUCGUAUGCCGUCGAGCGUGUCGAGUUGCAGAAGGCUGAUUAG